Penaeus vannamei (Pacific white shrimp) is the source of this 1344-nucleotide messenger RNA. RefSeq names its product organic cation transporter protein. Gene Ontology annotation, molecular function: transmembrane transporter activity. The record is from RefSeq and is a predicted model, not a curated record. Gene Ontology annotation, biological process: transmembrane transport. Gene Ontology annotation, cellular component: membrane. Lineage: Eukaryota; Metazoa; Arthropoda; Malacostraca; Decapoda; Penaeidae.
AAACCAUGCUUGUCGUCGGCAGUAUGACGUACUCUGUUCUGGCCAACAUCCUUUCCUGGCUUCCGAACUUCUCGGUCAUUCUGGCCCUUCGCUUCUGCAUGGGCCUGAUGCACCCGACGUCGAUCCACGCAGGAUACACACUGGCCAUGGAGGUCAACCAACCCAAGCACAGGGCAGCCACCGGUAUCCUCAUCUUCCUUCCGUGGGCCUUCUGCGUCAUCGCCCUCGGAGGCUACGGCUACCUCCUGCGGGACUGGCGCUGGCUCAGCUUCACGCUCGCCCUGCCCGCCUUGCUCUUCCUGCCGGCGCUCUGGUUCAUCGACGAGUCCCCGCGCUGGCUGAUCGUGCGCGGGCGCUACGACGACGCGUCGCGCGUCCUCCGGAGAGCAGCGCGCCUGAACAAGGUCGAUCUGCCGCCCGAGGAGGAGCUUCGCACCAUUAUGGAGCACGUCAAGAAAGAGGCUCUUGUCGACGGCAAAGCAGGCGAAGUAUCUACUCCAGGCUUUAUCAAUUCCUUAAGGGUUAUAGCAAAAGAAGUCACAGUACUGGUUAAAACGAGGAGAAUGCGCAGCAUUACGCUGUCGUUCUAUGCCCAGUUCUUUGUGCUGGGAAUGGUCUACUACGGCCUCUCGUUCGGCGCCGACAAACUGGGCGUGGACCCGUUCGUGUACAUGGCGGUGAACGGCGUGGUGGAGAUCCCCUCCGGCACCGUGACCAUCCCUCUGGUGGAAAGGCUGGGCAGGAGGCUGUCGUGCACGCUGUCCUUCGUGGUCACCGCCGGCUCGCUCUUGGUGCUCGGAUUCAUCCCAUCAGGGCUGAAUUGGCUCUUAAUCAUGAUGGCUUUGCUGGGCAAACUGGGCAUCUCGAUAGCCUAUCAGGUGGUGUUCCUCUACGCCUGCGAGCUCUUCCCGACCGAAGUGCGCGUUCGAGGCAUCGGAACCUCAACCAUCCUGGCGAAAAUUGGCGCAAUGGCAGCUCCUUUCCUCCUGGAAAUCCUGGGAUCCGUGAAGUCGUGGCUGCCGCUGGUGCUCUUCGGUGUCGCGGCGUUCCUGGCGGGCGUGGUCACCUUCUGGCUCCCCGAGUCGCUGACGGCGCCCAUGAUGGACACCGUGGCUGAGCUGGAGGCCGCCUAUGGGGCCACAGACGACAGGGACGCCACAGCUGAGCAUCACAUGGAGCAGCCAAAUGGAACUACCAGAGAGUAGGCUAAAAGGUGAUGACUAAAGUCGAGAAAUAACUUUCCUUUUUCGUUCUUAAACCUGUUCUUAAUAUGAUGAGUCGUUUUGGUGACAUCCUUCCUGUAAGUGUGGUGGUCGCGUAAAAAAUAAAAAAUUCGGAUAAAGA